AUGCGGUCUGCGACUAAGUUUGAGUGGGCCAGGCAGCAUCCUCAAGAAUCCGUGGCCGUGAGGCAAGCAGCUGCAACUUUUAAAUCCUUCUCUGGUGUCACCAAUAAGAUCAAACUUGCAUAUAUGAUGCUCACCCUCCCUGUCUGGCAGAGCUUGAACAUCGCCGUAAACUACUUCUCAACCAAAUACACAAAUCAUUCUGCUAAUGAGUUUGAGUACAAAGAUGAUUGUGAUCACUUGGAUGAAUAUGACCAAGUCAGUGAUACAUGUGAAACUGUUCCAGAAACUGUUCCAGAAACUGUUCCAAAUGAAGUGGUUAUUGUUUCAGCAGAUAAUUUGCAUAGCAUUAUUCAUGAGGCUUGUCAUAAACAAUCUGAACACAUUGAAGAAUAUGGGCGAAGAAAACCAGGGGAGUCAUCCAAUCUUGGAGUAGAUAUGAGCAUUGCUGGGAGGGAGUCUUUGAGGGGCAUGCGGUUUACAUAUGCUGUGGAAGCUGAUGAAGAUCUACAACCAUGGGUAAAAGAGAAACUAUCGACUCCUGACGAGGAAUAUGAAAAGCUAGGGGACACUUGCACUUUUGGAGUAUAUCACAGGCAGCCAUUUGAUGUCAUUUGUUCACCAGUACGGACAUCUUCCUCAGUUGUUACUAACCUUUCUAACGAACAGACAGCUGAAGGAACCAAUAUAAGCAUUAUUGACAAGGAAUUUCGGAUUCAGAAGCAAUUUUCAGCUUUUGUAGCAGCCAAUGGACCCCAUCUCCCAGCUAUAGAAUCAGGCCAUGCACCAAGAAAAGAAGAUUUUCCAAGUUCUUUCUUGAAAUUAAAGAUCUCACUGAAAGGCUAACAGCAAACAGGGCCUUCACAAACAAAUUAUGGAAUGCUGGCAAGUUUGAGCUCCAGGUUCUGCCUAAUCGGGAUAAUGCUGGCAAGUUUGAGCUCCAGGUUCUGCCUAAUCGGGAUAAUGUUUCUGGUUGGCAGAAUAUAGAGGCCUUUUAACACGGAGGGGUAUCUUCUAAGGCUUCCUCUUCCAGAAUGUUGGGUGGUAAGAAAAAAAUACUGUGCUUGUUUCGCCACCAUCUAUUUAUUUGUAUAGUUGAGCCAAGUUACCUCCGUUCAUACAUACCCUGAUUAUUCUUUUUCUGAAUGCUACAGAGAAUUUACUUGAGUACUGUUGUUCAUU
This is a messenger RNA of Gossypium raimondii (Peruvian cotton), 1179 nucleotides long. RefSeq lists its product as uncharacterized. Lineage: Eukaryota; Viridiplantae; Streptophyta; Magnoliopsida; Malvales; Malvaceae. The record is from RefSeq and is a predicted model, not a curated record. The coding region runs from base 1 to 843 and encodes 280 amino acids. Gene Ontology annotation, cellular component: Slx1-Slx4 complex. The transcript has 6 exons. Gene Ontology annotation, molecular function: 5'-flap endonuclease activity; crossover junction DNA endonuclease activity. Gene Ontology annotation, biological process: double-strand break repair via homologous recombination.